This is a messenger RNA of Pocillopora meandrina, 6798 nucleotides long. NCBI's taxonomy places the organism in Eukaryota, Metazoa, Cnidaria, Anthozoa, Scleractinia, Pocilloporidae. The record is from the annotation of a GenBank genome assembly.
AGUGGGCAGUUUUCCUUCUUAAUUCUGAUUAAGGGUAAUGUAAUAGAUCAGGGUUCUCAAUAGGAUUUGAAGUAGGUGUGUACCAAACUUUAAGCAAGCAUCUUUGCCAAAUGAAUAUGAAACAAUGGUUGGGACAAGUAGACCAUACAGUAAGGUAUUAUGAAUCCUAAUCUAAGAAACAAUCAAUUACCAGAUACCUUUUAAAGUUCCUGUAGAUAUUGCAAUUACAUUGUUUCAAAUAUUAAACAUCAAGUUAUCUUCUACUGAUUCUACUUAUUAUUAAUCACAGUUUUACUUUUAUAUUUAGUUUUAAGAAUUGGUUUAAAGAAUUAUUGUUGUGACUUUUAUGCCAAAACUUUUCAAAAACAAAAGACAUGAGACUAACAAGAGAUACCAUGUGGGAUGAUUUUUUCCAAUGGUAUUGAAGUCAAAAGAAGUUAAAGAAGCUCUUGACUGUUGAACAAAUUCUCCUUGUCAGCACCUUAGGAAAUGUAUAAAGAACAGUGUGGAGUGAAUGCAUACUGAUGUUAGGGUGUAAGAGGUUAAAGUCACCCUCACAUUAUUAGAGUUAAUUUGUCUUCCUAAAAUUUAUCAUUUUAUGCAAUCAUCAAGCUAUUUUGAAUAAAUCUGGAGAAGGCUAGUGAUCUGAUGUCUUAGGUAACUAUAUUAAGAGAUGUGAUUGAAAAGUAAGGAUACAGAAAAAUUGACAUUUCUGAGACACAUCUUUCAUAGGAUAUGAAUGUGUAAUUAUGAUUUGAAUUUUAUGCUUUAUUUAUUUGUUUAUUGAUUUAUAUUCAAGGAAUCUAAAAAAGAGACUGAAAUUAUGCUGCUUGAAAUUGGUAGGGUGUGGGAGUAGUGAAACAUCUAAAAGAAGAGAGGAUUAUUUUCUAUUCCUAUCAAAUUUAUCAUCAUUGUUUGUCACUAUACAUAAAAAAAAAACAUAAAAAAAAAAACAAAAAAAAAAAAAACAAAACAAAACAAAAAACAAGAAGUUAAGUUAUAGAAUGAAAUCAAUUCACAUUUUCUAUUUUCCAUCUGGAAUUCAAGUGAUAACAUUAAUAUUAUGAAGUUCCACAAGGGUUUCAAAGAUUAGACAAAAAAUCAAGGUCAGGGUUUUUAUUUAUGAUUUCCUUUCUACUGUUGUGCCUUUUUUUAGAUUGAUUAAAAAAAUCAUUUUUCACUUUGUUUGAAUUUGGACAAGUGACAAAAUAUUCAAUGUAGUCUUUAAAAUAAAUAUGUUGUCUGUAACAUAGGUAUUCUUGUAAGUAGAAUAAGAAAGAUGGAAAGGUUUGAGCUCUGUAAAGAAAUGGAGAAAGAUGUUUUUUUUUGUCUUGUUGCAAGUGUGGGACAUAGAAAAAAUUCUGAGUGCUUCUAUGCUGUACCACUGAGCCACAAGGACUCUAUGGAGAGCAAGGGACAUUAUGAAUUUCAUAUACAAAACAUGACACUAGCAACUUUGAUGAUCCCAACAGUAUACAGGAGGCAUGUCAUAUAUGAACUUUGUUAAUAGGCCUUGCUCAUUAUAGAGCCUCUGUGGCUCAGUGGUAGAGCAUUAGUGUGUGGAAUCCGAAAGUCUUAGGUUCAAUUCCUCAUGCAACUUAGAAUUUUUUCAUUUGUCCUAUGCUUGUGACAAGAAGAAAAAACAUCUUUUCUAUAAGUAUCAUUGUUUCUAAGAUUUCUUUUCCAGUUUCUUUGUAUGAAUUAAAAUGUAAUUUGCGCAAACAGCUUUAGCUUUUUUUUAUCAUUGAAGCUGUUAAUAGAUGGGAUUUCAUCAAAAGUGCAUGUAUCCAUUAAGAAAAAUUAUUUUCAAUUCAGUUUCCCCAAAUGGUCCUUCUUAAAGUUUUGUAUGUAGAUUACCCAUUUUUAUGUGGGGUGAUUAAUCUUUUGGUUCUUUUUUCUGUUUGUGAAAGCUGACACUGCAUUGUAUGAUUCUGAAAUAUUUCACUCAUUGAACCACAACUGAACAAGCAUCACAAGAGAGAUUUGAUCAUGACAUCUGUCAGUGACUCCACAACUCGCAGAGCCAAGAAGGAACUACCCAACAUCCCUCCUGAGGAAUUAGCACUGCAUGGAAAUGAAGGAUCAUUGGAAGGUGGUGGUAAACUUCAUGAUUUGCCACCUGAAGUGCAGGCGCAAUUUAUCAGACAUGUGCACAAAAGAUCCCGUUCAUUGACAGGGCUUGAUAUGAUUGAGUUUGAAAAAAAGUUGCCACCUGAAGCUGAAAAGGAAAAUGUGGAACCAAAACCUUUACUUGAGCAAAGUUUAGCAGCACCAAAACAGGAGCAGUUGAUUGGAAACAAAGAUGAGAGGACAACAUUUGCUCAUUCUUUGCCAUCAACUCCAGGUAUGAUUGCAAAAUGAUGAAGUUAUUUUUUUUCUGUUUCAUUGGGAUUAUAAGGAACACUACUCUACGUGUAAAGAAUAAGCUUUAAACUGACUAUAGUGGAAGUGACUUUGAGUUUUGUUACUUCCCUUGAAUGUGAUGCUAGUCCAUCAAAGUUUUACCCAGGUCUUUUAUCAGGCCUCCCUGAGAGUUAUCUGUUGCCUGUAUAUACUUGUAAAUGGAGAGAGACACUAAGUUAGUAAAGAGACUUGCCCAAGAAAAGAACACCUGACCUUGUCAGGUCUUUAACAUGCAUCUUUCAAUUUACUGCAAAUUCAGUGAAAUCAGCAGAUGACAGGGGGGAACUUGUAAAAGAGCUUAGAUGGCACUGCAAACAGUAUGUGAAGACAGCAAGAUGGAACAAAGAGAGGCUCGUCAAUGUAAGUAUGAUUUUAAAAAAGCUGGAGGGGAAUUUGAUUUUCCUUUAUGAAUUGAACUAAAUUCAUGCUCUCAGAUUUGUCACUAGAAAUUGUAAUGAGUUUGAUCUGAAAAGAGAAAGCUGCUGAAUUUAAUUAUGCAUAGGAGUCAUAAGAAAUUGCAAGGCAGGGAAAAAGUAGAUUCAAAGAUUUAGAUUUAUACUGUUAAAAUGGAACUUCCAGUAGGGGUAAUCACCAGAAACCCUUUUUCAUGUAUGCACGGGCAUACACAAAAAAGGUGGUUCAUUCAAGGGAUAUCUCUAAGUGAGGUUACACUUCUUUAAACUGCUUAAUGUAAAUUAGCAGAUGUAAUCAGCUUAAGCAAGAGACAUGUUGGAUAACAGUUAUGGAGGAUCUGAUAACCAGCAAAAAUUGGGACCAGACUUCUCUGUUGACUAAUGUGGACAUACUUGGUGAUUUAUUAAGCUUCUCACUGCAAUUUUGAAUGUCAAGUUUAUUGUCAUUGUGAGUAGUCCUAGGAUAGAAUCAUCCAUUGUGAUAAGUGAGCAGCUGCCCAAACUUGAUUAACUUGUCUGAAAAACUUGACUUUAAUUGGAAGAAAGCCUUAAGUCAUCUUUGGGAUUUAAAACAAUCAAUAAACUAUUUCAUGUUGUUUAUGUAUGCACUAUUCUUUUGGAUGCAGAAGUCAUGAUUUAUAUUUUCCUUUGUUUUAAGAUUUUCAACCAGUUUAAGUUGUGUAAGUUUUUUUUUGUCUUAGAGUACAUUUAUAGUGCUGAGACAAGGAAAAAUUGAACCAGCGUGACAUAAAGAAACUUUUGACCAUGAGGAUGACCUACUAGGAAAUGUUUCAUUUUAAACAUUAAUCAGAACUUGUUCAAUAAAUUUUUGACAUCUUUUUGCAUUUUAUUUAGUAUUCCUACUGGGUAGAUGAUAAUUUAAACAAUAAUGUUUAUACUUCUUGUUUUUUGCAGGGUAGCCAUCAAAAUGCCAGUACCACCAACAGCUCUGUAAUUCAGACAAACAGGUGUGACCAACAAAAAUGUGGCAGACCUGUAGACAUUCUUGAACGUGUGGCGGUGGAAAAUCAUGUGUUUCACAAAAGCUGCUUUGUUUGUGCAAUAUGCAACUCAUGGCUAAACCACUUUAACUACUGCUAUGUUCCUGACCACAACAAAUUCUGACCACAACAAGUUCUACUGCAUUCAACACUACCAGGAUAUUGAGAAUGCCAGUUUUGGAUUAGGAGAAGAUAUCCCUCAUGCAAUGAGUAUAGGACCAGGAGUACAACAGCAAUUUAAAUUUACACGAGGUGUGUUAAGUACAUAUUUUAUAAUGCCUCCCAGCAUUUCUUACAAAUCACAAUCAAUUAUCUGUUUGAUCAGAAAGUGGUAAUGUGGUAAUGUUUUAUCCAAGGCUACAAAGGUGAGUCAAUCAGAUUAAUUUACCUAAUGAGGAAUGAUUUGUUUUGUGAAAUAUCAUGUGUGUAAAUAUGCAUCAUACACAUAGUGACAGAAACAAUAUAUUUUUUUACUCAGAUCUUGUAUUUACUGAGUGCAAAAAGAGAAAAAGAGAGAGCUGAGGAAGGUAUGCAUGAUGCAUAUAAUAUUGAUCAUAGAUUUUGGCCUAAAUCAUUGUGACAACCUUCAGAGGGAAUAAACUAGCAGUAAUCAGUAUUUGCUAGAGAUGGAUGACAGAAAAAGACACGAAUGGAGAAAUAAGUACUAGAUGCUUCCAUCUGUGAUCUUUUCCAGGCUAUCAGUACCCAGAGCUAUUUUUGGAAGUCUUUCCAUGGGAUAACCCCACCCUAAUCCUACAGAUAUGCCAGGUAAGGUCACCUUAGCGGCAGGGUUAUUCUAACAAUAAUACCCCCCCCUUUUGAUGUAUCUUUUUAUUCAGAGGAAAUGGCUUAUUAUGCCAAGUAGUUGGGUUAACUCUCUCUAGGAUGGUGCAACUGUGCUUAGAACAGAGUAAAAGUACUUGUACCAAUGUUAGUAAUAUCUAUGGGAUUACUGAAUGAUGUGAAAGGACUUAAAUCAAGUAACAUGAUUGCACCAGCUUAUUAGAUAGUUGAUUGAUGAAUAAAGGCAGAAUAUAGAAGGUAAUUAAAGAGUGAGUGUCUCCUCUAAAUGAAUACACAACAGAUGGGUCCAAGAGUUAAAGAUCAUGAAGCUUCACUAUACUCAUGUGGAACACAUACAGUGUAGAGGCAUUUGAUCAUUUGAGGUUGAACUAACUUUAACAUUGAACUCUAUAAAGCUUGAUUAUGUUUCCUUGCAGAUGUCCAAGUCUCAGUUGAAGAAAGAGAUGUCCCAGUGGUAAGUUUUAUAGACUCUAGACUGACCAUGUUAGGUUUAUACCUCUGAUGAUCUCUUUUUUCUUACUAUUUAUUUUAUUUUUAUUAUUAUUUUUAUUUUUUCUUCGUAUUUGUUUUUUUUUUUUUUUUUGACAUGACUGAAUUCUAAGUUUAUAGUCAAGCAGCCAUAUACUAAUUCCCUUGGAGAUCGUGUCACGCAAUCAUAUGUGACUUUAAUUAAAGCAAAAAAAAAUUUAAAGACAAAUCUUUAAGAGGAUCUACAAAUUACUAGCUAGGCUAACAGUACAAUUUUGCCUCAGGACAAUGCAUCCAUUUAGCAAUCUUCUCUUUCGCCAUGAUGAAUUAGAGUUGAAUCCAUCCUUCGAUUCUGACUGUUAAGUUGGUAAUCUUUGUCUCUUUGUAUCUUGCAGGUUGGAGACACUGUAGACUACUCACUUUAGUCAACAGCAGAUCGAAGUCUUGCUCUAUUUUCUGGUAUGAGUUUGCAUUCGGUAAGACCAAAAAUACUCGGUCAAUUAGCAACUAGAAGCUUAUAAACUGAAGGUAGUUACUUUCUUUUUUUUUUCCCAUGUACAGCAAACAGACUCCACCACAGUAUCAGCACUGUUUGAUUCCGACACUACUGUUCAAGAUGAAAUCUUCUAGGGGAGUAAUGGAUGUGUUCUAAGGACUUGAUCUUUCAAGUGGGAGUGACACCUUUAGAAGAAAACAAUACUACAAAUCAAAGAGAUAAGGGUGCUAAAUCUGACUUAGAUGAUUUGUUUUCCGUUAAAGAGGAUAUCACACGAUCAAGCCCCGUAAAAAAAAGGCUAACGCCCAAGAAGCCGCUAAGGACAGCGUGACAGAUCUCUUUGAUCCACUGCUAACAGACAAUGACUUCAGAAUGCUGUUGGAAAUCAUGUCACGCAAUCCAAUUUGGCUUCAAUUACUGAAGCAAGGGAGAAUUACUUUUCGAAUUCAAAGACAAACGUUCUAAAGGAUACCCAACUUGUAAGCUACGGCAACAGUUUAAUAUCACCUUACGACGGCAAUUUACGUCCAACGAACGUUUUGAAUGUAAAUAGCGCCGGCUCUGUCUCAGUAAACCUUAAAAGGGGUUCACAAAUUUUCGGGAAUGUGGAUGAAUUGUCACACAACAAAACUACAUAACCAAAUGUCACGUUAUAUGCCAGCGGACCACAAAGAACACAACCGCAAUACAAAAUUAUACAAUUUCCCUAAUAACUCCCAUCCAGUUGUUCAACCGCCUGUUAUGUGUGGCCCGUCAACAAUCCCUUUAAGACUUCCAAAACAGUCGAGUCAAAGAACUGAGUUUAGUUUUGUUGGAAAAUCCGGUAAAGCAGAUGCGUUUAGUUUUGUCCAAGAUGAGAUGGAAGCAAGAAAAUCAAUUUACGAGUAAAAUAAUUUUGUCACUGAAAAUGAUUUAUCAGGGAUAAAACUUUUAUUUGACAAAGACGUUAUAACAACAGUAGAAUGCAUCAAAGAUGCCUAAAGACAUAAAUACAAGAAAGAAAUGAAAGUAGUUUAUUUAAAGUGAGAAUUGAAGGCAGUCGAUUUUGUUUUAUAUAAUAAUUAAGUUAUGUUAAGAUGCCUUAUGAAUAAUAUCUAGUUUUUGCAAUGAUGGAGGGAAAUAUUGUCAACACUCCUUGACGCCCAAAUUACAUGUAGCACUUGCCUUCCACUCACGCGAAAGGGCCGUCCGGCCAAUUAUCUAAUUAACGUAC